CUUUUAAGAUAAUCAGUAUAAAGUUUGUUCACGAUGAACGUAGUCGUAACUGGUGCUGCUGGAUUUCUGGGAUCUCGCAUAGCUGAUGUGCUGCUUUCAAAAGAUUCCCCAAUACUAAUAGCAAAGUUGCUUCUAGCAGACGGCGUUCAGCCCAGAAUACGAGAUGACAAAAGAGUAUCUAACAUUGUUAUUGACCUUACAUCAUCAGAUGCUGCCGAAAAAGUAAUUCCUGUCGGUACAAACAUAGUAUUUCAUCUAGCUGCUGUUGUAAGUGGCCAUGCUGAAUUAGAUUUUGAUUAUGGACUCCAAGUGAAUUUUGAUGCCACUCGCGCUCUUCUAGAAAGGGCCCGUAAACUUACAUCGCUAUGUUUUGUAUUUACAAGCACUUGUGGAGUUUUCGGAGGAGAACUACCAGCUGUUGUUGAAGAUGGGACGGCUACUCAACCUCAAAACACAUACGGAACAGCGAAAGCCAUGUGUGAGUUGCUUCUAAACGAUUAUGGAAGGAAAGGUUUUGCAGAUACUAGAAUAGUAAGGCUGCCUACAGUCAGCGUUCGAUCUGGUAAAGCAAAUAGAGCAGUCACGUCAUUUGCUAGCGGAAUCAUUCGUGAACCACUGAAUGGUGAAGAAGCAAUAUGCCCCGUGAGUGAAGAUUUAGAAUUAUGGCUCUCCAGUCCGAGUACAGUCGUGCGAAACAUAAUUCAUGCGGCAACUGUUCCGGCCCAUGUCUUAGGCCCUUGGAGGGUGAUUAAUCUACCUGGUAUAUGCGUAUCUGUACGUACUAUGAUACAGAGUUUACGUGAGGUCGCAGGGGAGGAGAUAGCGGCGUUGGUGCGUUUUGAACGUGAUGAUUUCGUUUCACGUAUAGUUAGUAGCCUGCCCGGUAACUUUAAUAAUACUCGCAGUAUGAAGUUGGGAUUUAUGGUAGAUACAAGUUUCCGUGAUAUUAUCCGGUUAUAUAUUCAAGAGGACUUAAAACGGGAGUUAUAAAAGGGUUGUCUUAAGUGUUAAAAGUUUAAAUUGUUUUAUAUA
Pieris napi is the source of this 1032-nucleotide messenger RNA. RefSeq names its product D-erythronate dehydrogenase-like. Lineage: Eukaryota; Metazoa; Arthropoda; Insecta; Lepidoptera; Pieridae. The transcript has a single exon. The coding region runs from base 34 to 990 and encodes 318 amino acids. The record is from RefSeq and is a predicted model, not a curated record.